UCAUCACAAGUGACCAGUGACCAGUGACCAGUGACCUUUGUACUGGACACAUGUACACUUGGCUGCAGUCAUUCCAGACAUCCUCUCGUAUCAUCUCGUCCUCCCUUGUAUCUACAGUUAGUUUUUCCUCUACUUCUCUGACCAUGUCAGAAAAUUUCCAAAAUCCAUCUGCACUUGGAACCCAGAAUUCUCUUCAGCUCUCUCUUCCUGCUGUGAGCAACGCAGCUUCCCUCACAGAAAGUGUCUGCAACUUCUCCAGGGUCUCUGCUCCAGCCCUCAGUUCAGCAUGGCAAUUGCCAGCGGGCUCCGACACCUCUUUCAAGCCACUCAUGAGUAGUGCCUACCUUUACCAACAUCCCAGCACAACUAUGUUAUCUGGAGUCACUGGCCAGAGCCAGCUCUCCACCUCAGCUGCUUCCUAUCCGGGUGUUUUUGAGUGGAACAUCACAGGAAGCACUGAAAGGAAGUCUUCUUCACUUGGAGACUUCACUGUGACAGUCAUUGACCAAGACACAGCUGUCUCCUCCAUGUCUAUGGCAGCCCAGUAUGACAAAACAUCAGACAUCAAUAGCAUGGUCCCUCUAUAUCCACCUCUUUCUGCCAGCCUUGUUCAGGGAACACCAUCUCAGGUUCCAAAUCAGGGACACAGCCUGUCACUUCCCCACCAGGGAGGAGGCCAGGAAUAUUACUAUCACCAAGGCACACUGGGGCCUUUACUAUCUGAGGAACUUGGCCCCUGCCUGCAGUCCUAUGGCUCUGUGUCGUAUGCAGGAAGCAGGACCUCUGCCCAGCCAGAAAUGGUCAUGGUACUAAAGGAGAUUCAGCCCACAAAUAUCCUACCACCAGCUUCUACCUCUGGAGUCUACUACUCUGUGUCUGCUCAGCCCAUCACAGACACAGGUUUUCAAGUGAUGGAGACUUCCCUGAGGAUGGAAAAUUCCCUGGGAUCGCAACCUCCAAGCCAGACAUUUUGUCUGUCAGAAACUUCAGAAUUCCCCAGGUCCUGCAUUAGCAGAAAUAUCCAGAUCCUUGAGAGUAAUCCACCACUUGAACUUGGGGACGUUUCAAUGAUAGCUCCAGUCCAGAGUGCCAGUAAUCUCCUGGCAUUGCCUCCAGCUCCAAGCCAGGAACAAACAGAGAAUAAGAAUUUGGAUGAUAUGAAAACUAAGUUUUCAAAGCCUCUGGAUGAUGCUUACCAGAUCCCAAUAGAAAACCAGGAUCCUCCACUAGUCCCUUUAGAAAUCUCUGAUAUUCACGAGCUCCUGGCCAGCAUUGAUCCCCUCAGCCAAGAGGAGCAACUUGUUUCUGAAAAUGUGAAUCUGGGAAAGAAUAGCCUGAGUUUUGAGGACUUGGGGACACUUGAAAAUGAGUUUGAAUCUAGCAGUGGCUUUGCAGACAUUGCUACACUGGUGAAGGAUAUUCACCUUCCCCAGUUCUUUCAGUCUUUGAAAGACCUUGACCAAGCCGAAGCUCCAAAGUUGAUCACAGCCAAAGAUACCAGCACUGUUAAGGUGAAUCAGGUGCAGGAAAAGCCAAAUGUCAUAAAGGCGCCCUCUGAUCAACCCAGGAAGAACAAACAUAAAGCCUCUGAGUCUGUCAGUGAUGCUCCCAAGGCCAAAAUCCAGCCAAAGGACCCAGAGUGCCCAUUCGGGGGAGAAGUGAUUAUAUGCAAUGCUGCAGUCAGUGACAAGGCUCCUGUGAACACAGCCAAGCAGCCGAACAGCAAAACUCAGAAUGCUGCAACCAGCAGAACCAAAAAAACUAAGAGCCAUGGGCAGGAAAAGACCAAGAGAACCAGAGGAAACAAGAAGGCAGGAGAGAAUAAGCCAUCAGGGAACAAAGUCAAGGCAGAGGAAAAGCCAAGCAUUCCCAAGAUGAAGCGAAAGAGAAAUCAACCUGACUUUAGCCAAGAGAACUUUAAAAAGCCUCGAAGCUGCCUAGGCAUGCACAUGCUGGAGUCUGUGCAGGUGUUUCAUGCACUGGGGAAGAAGAGUGAUAAGAAAACUGGACUCAAUUCCUCUCGGGUCCUGGGAAAUUCAAGCAACCCUAAAGACCCCCAGCCAUCCCCUGCUAUCAAGUCAUGGCUCAAUACCCCAUGUGAGGGUAAAGGUCCUGAGAAAACUCCAGUCAAAGCCCAGAAACCAGAUGGCAGUGCUGAAAAAGAGUGUCUAUCUCCAUCGCAGCACGAGCUGCCUCCUCCUGGGAAGGUCAAGUUAGUACCUUUGCCUUUUCCUACCCUGGACAAGCCUCAGGCUCGACCUGUUCCUCGGAGGCCACAGUCUCUGGCCUCAUAUCGGCCUGCUGUGGCUUAUCCUGCCUGGCCUGGUUCUACUAACUCAGCUCAACCUGCGGCAGUCAAUGCAUCCCGGCCAGCUCCUGCAUCUUUGCCAGGUCCUGCCAAACCAGCUCAGACAACUGUGACCAAUCCAACCCAACCGGGUUUGACCAAACCUACCCGGCCUAGCGUCCCUCAGUCUGCUGCUCCUCGGCCUGUGCCCUACAGAACUUCAUCCUGCACUUCUCUCCAGCAGGAGUCUGUUCCCCCUGCUGUGACCAAGCACCAGUCCCCACCCAAGCCUCAAACCCAGUUUCUACUCCAAGACUUCUGCUUCCAACCAAUUCCUUGGAGGAAACCCAAUGUUCCUGAGCCAGUAAUGUCAAAGCCCAUCACAAAAGAGCAGCGGCCAGAGCGGGAGGCCAUGAAGAGGAAGGCUCAACUAGAGCGUGAGAAUGCUGCUAAAUACACCUCUUUGGGGAAAGUGCAGUAUUUCAUUGAGAGGGAAAAAGAGAUGGAAAUUGCUCGAUACUAUGGGUAUGCCAUGUGAGAGCUGCUAGGAUUGUUGGUGCCACCUGGGGUACUAGUUGUUUUUCCAUAGAUAGAUAGGUAUAAAUUUCUCUAUUUAUUCUGAUAUAUUUUAAAACUUAAAACUGAACAAAUAUAAUAGAGUUAAUAGGCAAAUAAUAAAGAAGACUUUUGAAUUUGAGAUGAUGUUAACUGUGUCUUUUUUUUUUUUUUUUUUGGUUGGGGCAGGAAUCAAAGUCUGCACAAGAAAGGAAGGACUGAAUGUUGGAUGAGAGAAGGAGGGAAAAGGUGUAAAACCUGAGGAAAGAGGAAGGAACUUGGCCCAGGGCUAGGAAGGCCAAGAGAUUUUAUGGAUUUAUAAAAGGAAGCAGGAGUGGGGGAAAUGGUAGAAGUAAAAUGUAGGAUCUGAGGUUAGGGUUGAAAGAACAAAAUCUGAGUAGAGUUGAAGAUGACAGAUGAGUCUAGUUUGACAAGGAGAAACAGAAAAAGUGUCUCCUUGAGAUUGGCCAUAUGUCUCACCACCACUAGAUAGGUAUUUCAAGAGGUUCAGGACACCCCUCCGAAAGGUCUGAGUUACCUAAGGGUGAUGAUAGAGGGGAAGUGGGAAGUCUACCAGGUGAGUGGCAAGGGCUCAGCGUUAUCUUGGCAGCUGACAAGAGGGCGAGGGCCAAGUGAACUGCUGCAGCAGGAGGCUCAGGAACAGGGCCUCGGAUAGAAAGCACCAUUUACUCAACACCUAGGCACCAGGGCAGCAAUACACUGUUGAGUGAACCCUGGCAACAACAGGCAGGGCCAGUAUUCCUGUGCCUCUGCAUUCAGUGAGCUUCAGCAACAGGCUGAGGUCACAUCACAUGCGGAGGUACAAGGCCUCAAUCUGAGGCCCAAAGGCCCCGCAAAGUCCUCAGUAUUUGCAAGUUCCGGUAGGCCGCCAACCUGGCUUUUAGAGCAUAGCAUCCGGAGGUUUCUGGCGGAAGAGAUCAAACUUCUGCAGGGGCCGAAACGUUAACUUGAGGGGCUUCCUCCAUUAACCCGUGCGCGUGCUGCCUUCUCUAAAUAACGCCAUCAAAACAUCGC
Messenger RNA from Bubalus bubalis (water buffalo), 3877 nucleotides. RefSeq names its product chromosome 12 C2orf78 homolog (gene C12H2orf78). The transcript has 3 exons. The coding region runs from base 51 to 2825 and encodes 924 amino acids. The record is from RefSeq and is a predicted model, not a curated record. Lineage: Eukaryota; Metazoa; Chordata; Mammalia; Artiodactyla; Bovidae.